AUGGCGACUUCCUCUCGUCGAGUGCCACUGGCCAGCAUUUCCAAUGCAACCAACUCUCCACACCGUCUACUCACCAACAGCAGCUCGAAGCGGCCCCGAAGCAUAGCCAAUGUGCCCCAGCAGGAGAAUGAGCCUCCUCACAAACGCUUGGCCAUCGAUAGAGCCGGUCGAGAGGUGUUCAACCCGGCUACUCCUCAGAAACAAUCCCAUCCGCCCUUGCCAGAGGGUCGCGUCUUUGAAAGAAGCAAUGCAGAGUCCACCUCGACGGCUUUCCAGAGGAGACUGGUGGCUGCCAGGGACCGAGAGCGUCCUGCAGGUCUACGCGUGACCAAGAACAUCGAUGCCCUUGCCAAAGAAGACUCUGGACUCAAAGCGUGGCAACGACACUAUCGAAAACUGUUUCCUUCCUUCAGGUUCUACUUUGAUGGAUUUUCGGAGGAGGUUAAGGCGCGCUUCCUCCGGCACAUAACAGCUCUCGGGGCGAAAGAAGAAAAGUUCUUUUCGAAAGCCGUCACCCACAUCGUAACCGCUCGCCAUAUUCCGGCAGAGCUGGGGAAGACCACGUCGGGCGGAGAUGACUCCGCGCAACCCUCGCCAACUGAAGAGCAACAGCCUCAGACCAUCAAUCCAUCUUUGCUCGAAAAGAACCCUCGCGGAACUGCCGGCUUCAAUGUGACGCGUAACGCCGUCAACCCGAUGGACAUUCUUGUCCGGGGGAAAGAUAUGGGCAUGAAAAUCUAUUCCAUUGACAAGCUGCAAAGAGUACUCAACUCUGUCCUCGAAGACGCGGGAAAUCAUGGCCAUCAUACCCGAGCAUCAGCACAUACCACCCGACAGCAGCAUGAGGACUUGGGCGAAGUCUUGAGGAAUGAGAAACUCGGCGUCGCAUCGGAAAGGGAACUUCCAUCCAUGUCAUUGGUGGCGUUCAAAGGUCCCUUCAUCUAUGUCCAUGAUAUGGAUGAAAAGUACCGUCCCACCCUGGUCAGGGAAUAUCCGAAGGUGGCGCGGAGGGCCGAUGGUGAAUGGCCUCAAUUCCGAUCUGCCAGUGUUGGGAAAUGUCCCUUUAUCGAGGAUCCUGCCAUGAAGAAAGAUAUCGAGCAGGAACAGAGAAAAGCCCAGAAGCUCGCCCAACAGCAGGAACAACAGCGGCAGCAGGAACGGCGUGAACAACAUGUUCCCCGCACCCGAUCUCAUGUUAAUGUUACCACCGCAGCUCACGAAUCUCCCCGGCGUGCCAGUCCCAGGAAGGUCCUGCAGACGGUUACCAACGGCGCAAACGCGCCCGUUGACCCGCACAAGGAGAAGCAAUCGAAGAAUCACUCGGUUGUUAUAGAGCGUCAGCCAUCAUUCCCUCCCAUGCCGAAGCGAGGCGAAUUCGAAUUUAUCCACCCGUCGCAGCUACACGUGGCUAGAGAACCAGCAGCAUCCGGAAUCCAGAGAUCCAAUCUUACUUCGGCCAUCCAAUCCCAGAUGAUCUCUUCGACGGCGGCCACGGGAGUCAAAGCCGGCACAAGCAAAGAGGUGCAUCACCAAUUGCAGCGUCAGGUUCUGGAGCGCACCCACACUGGAAGCCUUUCCGUUGGCUCUAUCCCGUCAUCUCACCGCAUGAAUGACCUUGCUGGAGUCCUGAAGAAUGCCCGGGGUCCCGCUCCACAAAGGGCGGCCAAAAGCAAAGCACAAGAGAAGUUGGGUGGGAUCCAAGAAGAAGCAGACUCCCAUGCCGAUGACCUUGCGGCUGAACGCGCCACGCAUACGUCGAGGAAGAAGAAGGCUGUCAAGAAGGACCCCAAGCCAGGUUACUGCGAGAAUUGUCGCGAUAAAUACGACGACUUUGACGAGCAUAUUGUGUCCCGCAAGCACCGAAAGUUUGCAACGAACCUAGCGAAUUGGACAGAACUUGAUGCCCUUCUCACAAAGCUUCAGACCGCUUGA
Molecule: messenger RNA, 1932 nt
Organism: Fonsecaea erecta
Lineage: Eukaryota; Fungi; Ascomycota; Eurotiomycetes; Chaetothyriales; Herpotrichiellaceae
Exons: 3
Coding region: 1-1932 (643 amino acids)
Biological process (GO): positive regulation of nuclear cell cycle DNA replication; regulation of cell cycle phase transition
Cellular component (GO): nucleus; Dbf4-dependent protein kinase complex
Molecular function (GO): zinc ion binding; nucleic acid binding; protein serine/threonine kinase activator activity
Source: RefSeq, a predicted model, not a curated record